AAGACAGUACACCCUGGAUACAAACAGCCACAGGAAUCGCCGUUACAACGAUAUGUGUUCUAGUUGGUGUCAUCAGUAUCGUUAUGGUAACGAUCGGUAUCGUCAAGUACUACAGGGAUACAAGAACUGCAGACGCGGCAGCUAGUUCCAACAGUACUAAACCGAGAGCUGAGGUUGAAGAAUCAGAUGACGUGUAUUCCUCAAACAAGCGGCCGCCACCAUAUUCACGCCAAGGGCGACGGGCAAAGCUACAAGCAGUGGCGGCAGCGUCGGCAUUCAGCAGUAAAGCUCCUGUAAGUACAGCGUUUGUCGUAGAGCCAGGAGGAGAUAUCAAUGCUUGGCAAAAGAAGGGUGAUUUUGUUAUUACCAAUCGUGAAUUUGAUGGAAGAGCGGUCGACCAAGCCUCUGGCCAAGUCUAUGAAUAUAGCACAAAGACUAAUGAACGACAAUGGAUUAAAACGCCCGACGGAAACCCAGUCAAGGUCGAUAUAGGAAAGACCGAUUAUGACAUAGAUGCGUAACUGUAUAUAUGUAUUCCUUAUUGCUAUUCAGGGUCGUAUUCAGGGAAAUAUCUAUGUAUGUGAUAAGAAUCAUACUACUGAGACAUAUUGCACGUUGUAAACAGUUGGAAAUUUAUCAUAAAAUUUCCGACGUG
Messenger RNA from Mizuhopecten yessoensis (Yesso scallop), 655 nucleotides. RefSeq lists its product as uncharacterized. The record is from RefSeq and is a predicted model, not a curated record. The transcript has 5 exons. NCBI's taxonomy places the organism in Eukaryota, Metazoa, Mollusca, Bivalvia, Pectinida, Pectinidae. Bases 84 to 521 code for a protein of 145 amino acids.